AUGUCUCUCUUCUGUUGCCUGUCAUCCUUCUUUCCUUUUUCCACUCCAACCCCACCCCCUUUGUUCGCACCAUUUGUGGCCCUGGACCAGGUGGAGAAAUGGAACCGCCGCGACCAGAAGCUGCUGGAGGCAGUGCAGCGGGGGGAUGUGGGACGCGUGGCCUCCCUGGCCUCGAGGAAGUCGGCCCGACCCACCAAGCUGAACUCGAGCGGCCAGUCCUCGUUUCAUCUGGCAGCCUCCAAAGGCCUGACAGAAUGUCUGACUAUCCUGCUGGCAAAUGGAGCUGACAUCAACAGCAAAAACGAGGAUGGAAGCACUGCCCUGCACUUGGCCACCAUCUCCUGCCAGCCACAAUGUGUCAAAGUCCUGCUGCAGCAUGGUGCCAACGAAGAUGCUGUGGAUGCAGAGAAUCGUAGUCCGCUGCACUGGGCAGCCUCCUCUGGCUGUGCCUCAAGUGUUCUCCUGCUGUGUGACCACGAAGCCUUCCUGAACGUCCCAGAUAAUGACGGACGUACACCCCUGAUGAUCGCAUCGCUGGGUGGCCAUGCAGCUAUCUGCUCACAGCUACUGCAGAGAGGUGCCCAGGUUAAUGUCACGGACAAGGAUGCCAAGUCGGCUCUGAUCCUGGCCUGUGAGAAAGGCAGCGCGGAGGUGGCCGAGCUGCUCCUGAGCCACGGGGCAGACGCAGGGGCGGUGGACAACGAGGGGCACGACGCUCUGCAUUAUGCUGUACGCUCGGAGGACAGGGAGCUGUGGAGGCUGCUCCGGCAGGCCCUGCUCCGGCAGGGGCGGCAGGGAGGUCAGGGGCUUGCUCAACAUCUGGAUCUUACAUCCCAGGCCUCCCCAUCAGAGUCUCUGGUGGUUUCUCCACCCCAGAGCCCGUGGAGAGCGGAGCCCGAGGAAGAGGAGGAGGAAGACCCAUGCCCGGAUGAGUGGAGGCGGAAGUAUGAAGAGGAGCAGAGGAAGGUUUCUCAGUUGGAGCAGGAGCUGGUGCGAAAGACGGAAGAGAGCGAGGCUCGAGCUGCAGCCUGCCUGGGCCUGGAGAACGGGAUUCGAGAGCAGGUGCAGGAGCUGGGGCUUCUCCUAUCACCACAGCCUGGGACUCCAGGAGGGCAGGGCUCUAGUCUCCGGCCUGGAGGAGAUGGCAUGGAGCAGGGUUGUCCCCUGGACCUUCUGGCCGAGCGCAUUCAAGAACUAAAGAAGCAGCAGCAGGCAGCAGCUGCAGCUGCAGCCAAACGGGCGUUAGCUUCUAAGAAAGCAGAGGAUUCGGUCUCGGGGGAGGUCCCGUAUGAAGCCCCUGGAGGGGCCCAACCGGAAGAACAGGGGCCACCCCAGAGCCCCAGGUCUGAGACCAUUGGGAAAGCCACAGGACAGCAGCUGACCACCAGCGGUGGACAGGCCCUUGGCCCUGAUCACACCGACAAGCCACGUGCUGGCCAGAAAGAGGGGCCCCGGGCCCCAGGGGCUGAACCAGCAGGCACCGCGGCUGCACCAGUGGGCCCCGGAGACGUGAACCAGCUCCUGCUACAACUGAGGGAGGAGCUGGCCGCGGUGUGGCGAGAAAAGGAUGCCGCCCGAGGGGUUUUGUCAAGGCCGGUCCUGGAGGGAGCUCUGGGGACACCCCGGGCCGAGGCUGCGGCGGCCGCCUGGGAGAAGAUGGAGGCCAGGCUGGAGCAGGUGCUGGUGAGGCUGGACAGGGCCAAGGCGGGAUUACCCGUGAGCCCUGACGCCGCUGCCCGGCCCGGAGAGGGAGCCCUGCACGCCGGCCCAGAGACCACCUCCGAAGAGAAUGAAGGGGGGCGGCCAGGGGCUCCUGGGGCUCGCGGAGAGCCUCUAGGGGCCCCCGCAAGGGGACAGGUGCCUGGAGGAGGUCCGGCCAAGGGACGGUUGGAGAAGGAGGUGGCGGCCCUGCGGCUGAGCAACAGUAACCUGCUGGGGGAGCUGGGUCAGCUGGGGCAGGAGAGGCAGCGGCUGCAGGGGGAGCCGCAGUCCCUGAGUCAGCGUCUGCAGCGGGAUUUCGUCCCCAAGCCGGAGGCGCAGGACCAGCUGCGGCAGUUGCGGCGCAGCGUGGGGCUGCUGACAGAUGAACUGGCCGCGGAGAAGGAGGCCACCGAGCAGCUGCGGCAGCGCCUGGCCUCCCAGAGCAGUGGCCUCCGCGGGCUGUGGGACGACCUGCCGCCGGACGUGGUGGGCAGGGGCGUCGCGGGGCGCACGGCGGCCGAACCCCUGGAGGAGCUGCGGGCCUGCAUCCGCGCCCUGGCCGACGGGCACCGCGAGGCCCAAGACUCGCUGGCCCGGCUGGAGCAGGAAAACCGGCGGCUGCGCGGGUCCCCCGGCCCCCGCGGGGAGCCACCCGGCACCUUCUCACAGGGCCCAGUCUCCCCCCAGGUGGCCGCUCUGGAGCAGGACCUGGGGAAGCUGGAGGAGGAGCUGCGGGCCGUCCAGGCCACGAUGAGCGGGAAGAGCCAGGAGAUCGGGACGCUGAAGAAGCUGCUGUACCAGGCCACUGAGGAGGUGGCCGAGCUGCGGGCCCGUGAGGCCGCCAGCCUGCGGCAGCACGAGAAAACGCGGGGCUCGCUGGUGGCCCAGGCCCAGGCUUGGGGCCAGGAGCUGAAGGCCCUCCUGGAGAAGUAUAACACGGCGUGCCGGGAGAUGGGCCGGCUGCGCGAGGCCGCGGCGGAGGAGCGGCGCCGCAGCGGGGACCUGGCGGCGCGGGCCGCAGAGCAGGAGCGCCAGGCCGCCGAGCUGCGCGGGCGCUCCCAGCAGUUUGAGAAGACGGCCGAGGUGCUCAGGGACAAGGUGGAGCAUCUCAUCGGGGCCUGCCGGGACAAGGAGGCGAAGGGUUACAUGGAACAAGAUGUGUAUAAUAUUCUGCUGCGAAUCCUCAGCAUACAGGAAGAGUGA
Molecule: messenger RNA, 2904 nt
Organism: Puma concolor (puma)
Lineage: Eukaryota; Metazoa; Chordata; Mammalia; Carnivora; Felidae
Source: RefSeq, a predicted model, not a curated record